Pseudozyma flocculosa PF-1 is the source of this 921-nucleotide messenger RNA. RefSeq lists its product as uncharacterized. NCBI's taxonomy places the organism in Eukaryota, Fungi, Basidiomycota, Ustilaginomycetes, Ustilaginales, Ustilaginaceae. The record is from RefSeq and is a predicted model, not a curated record. The transcript has 3 exons. Bases 1 to 921 code for a protein of 306 amino acids.
AUGGCGCCCUCUCUCCGCAUCUCGGCGGGACCCUCGGUCGAUUCGCUCUCGACGGUGGCCGUCAACCACGACGACUCGCCCCUCAGCAUCUCGACGUCCAACUUCCAGGGCCGCCUGACGGUGCGCAUCAAGAACUUUUCGGGCGAGCAGCCGUCGGGCGCAUCGGCGCAGGCCGACUCGGCCUACUUCAACGGCGGCCUGGGCAAAGGGUGUUCGUGGUCGAUGCAGAUCCAGGGACGCUUCCUCUCGCCCUCGCCCAUUUCGAGCGACGACCUCGUCUUUGGCAACGAGUUUGACCGCCCCAUCAAGGACCACCUGCCCUACGGCACCGGGCUCGCCCUCCAGUUUGCCAAGGUCAUCGACCCCAACCUCCAGCACGACCUGUACGCCGAAAAGCCCUGGGCCUUUUCGCCCUACAUUGCCACCAUGGGCCGCGUAGCCACCGCCCGCCUCGCCGCCGACAAGGCCGAGGGCAAGGACGGCUUUGAUGGCUGGCCCGCCUUCCCCUCUGCCGAAUCCGACACCGGGCCGCGGUACCUCGACGAGGACGUCACCUCGCUCUUCUACACGGCCGACGGCAAGCUCGACACGGCCAUCGAGCCCGACGAGGACGCCGUCAAGAACCUCCGCGGCGGCGAGGCCGGCAUCGAAAAGGCCCACGACUACCGCAAACGCUGGUUUGGCAACAAGGCCCACCGCCAAAAGUGCCCCGUCACCAGCGACCAAGUCGUCACGGCCGACUUUUUCAACGGCUUCAUCGACUUCAACGACCUCACCCUGCACAUCCCCUUUAGCGGCGGCCUCAGCUUUGACCUGAAAAAGUACUGGGACGGCCAGCCGGUGCGGUACGUGUGCAAGGACCAGAAGUCCGGCACCGUCUUUUUCGUCAUCCAGUUCGACAUCACCGAUCUCGACCAAUAG